AUGUCCGCAGCCAAAGUCAAGGCUCAGAACAUUAUCAAUGAGAACCCUGUUGUGGUGUUCUCCAAAUCCUACUGCCCCUACUGCAAAGCCACCAAGGCGACGCUGAGCGGGUUGGGCGCGCAGUACUACGCGUUGGAGUUGGAUCAGAUCGACGACGGCCCCGCCAUCCAAGACGCUCUGGAAGAACUCACCUCGCAGCGCUCCGUGCCCAACAUCUUCAUCAACAAGCAGCAUAUUGGCGGAAACUCGGAUUUGCAGGCUCGGAAGGAGGAGCUGCCGCAGUUGUUGAAGGAGGCUGGGGUGAUGAUACUGGGGAGGUUAGUUUGGGAUAAUAAUGGGGAUGGAUAUAACAAGAAAUAA
Rasamsonia emersonii CBS 393.64 is the source of this 360-nucleotide messenger RNA. Its product is annotated as Glutaredoxin Grx1. Gene Ontology annotation, molecular function: glutathione disulfide oxidoreductase activity. Lineage: Eukaryota; Fungi; Ascomycota; Eurotiomycetes; Eurotiales; Trichocomaceae. The record is from RefSeq and is a predicted model, not a curated record. Gene Ontology annotation, biological process: cellular response to oxidative stress. The transcript has 4 exons. Gene Ontology annotation, cellular component: nucleus; cytoplasm. Bases 1 to 360 code for a protein of 119 amino acids.